Messenger RNA from Drosophila persimilis, 1209 nucleotides. RefSeq lists its product as uncharacterized. The record is from RefSeq and is a predicted model, not a curated record. NCBI's taxonomy places the organism in Eukaryota, Metazoa, Arthropoda, Insecta, Diptera, Drosophilidae. The transcript is spliced from 2 exons. Bases 79 to 777 code for a protein of 232 amino acids.
CGAAAACAAAAACAAGAAAAUUAAAGCUGUUCUAAGGCUAAGCAAAUGUCAUAAACAGUCAUUGUGCGGGAUUCCGUAAUGGCCCAAGUGGGAAAACUCAACCAGUGGCUUCGGCAAUCAUUUUCGAUUUUGAAGCGGGUAUUUCAGGGAGAUCUUUUUAUCAAGGGAAGAGUGCACGGGCCUCUGCCUCCGACUGAGAUCAAGAAUCAAACGCCAUCGGGAAAAGGAAAGACCAGUCCCGAAGACAAAGAGCCCACAGUACCUAUCCAAGGAAGAUCGUUUUUCCAAAAUCUGUUUCGCAAGCCCAACGCGGAUUCGGUGUCCGUCGAGACGGCGGUUGAAAAAGCCAUGCCUUUUCCUCGAAUGAGUCGGGUGAUACCACCUUGCCGACAGGAUUUCGAGGUGCUUUCUACCCCAAAACAGGAUUCUAUUGAUAAAUCGUCAUCGACAAAUGCCAAGGACGAUACGGUCAUAAAAAAUGUAUCUUCAGUAGACCUUUUGGUGGAUUUCUUCGAUACGAAAUACGGCAAACGAGCUGUCCAAAGAGAUUCCAUGGAAAUCACAACUACAACAGCAUUAACAAAUGGUCCGCAUCCAGAAAUGUGGGAUCGCAGGCUUCGGUUGAAAGUGAUUGCUCAGUCAAACAAUAUCUGUUUGUCGAAAGAAUUGCCGAAGAAAGACGGAUUGGAGCAGGAAACCCUGGAUGAAAAUGGGAAGCCCUCGAAAGCUAGGUUUUGUCGAACCAUCUACUACAAGCGGCUCGGCCCCAAGCAAUAGGUCGCUAGCAGUGAGAUCAUCCAAAUUCCAGUAAAAAAUAAUUUUUAAAACAGAGUAGCCCUGAACUGGGCUAGAACUUUGUUCUUCUUCCAUUUUUCGUUUUAAAAUAUUUUUUUUUUGGUUUCAAUUGAAGACGAGUAACUUUACAGUAAGAAGUAACAGUAGGAAACUGAUGGGCCUCUUAAGGAAACCGUCAGAAAAUCCCCAACCGUCGAAUGCGGUAAGCGAUGAGGACUGCAAUGGAAGUGGAGGUAGGGUAAUUCAGCUUGUUCCCGCCAGGCAAAGAAAAAAAGCCUACAUCAACGAAGAUGAUGAAGAUUCAUAGGCAGUCGACCAGAAGGAGACCGAUCUCCUCCAAUGCUGCCUUCUACCGAGGAGCAAUAGAAGAUGUGUAGAGUUAAACAACUAUUAAAUAUGUGAAAUUCAAUCAAA